Molecule: messenger RNA, 1914 nt
Organism: Venustampulla echinocandica
Lineage: Eukaryota; Fungi; Ascomycota; Leotiomycetes; Helotiales; Pleuroascaceae
Exons: 3
Coding region: 1-1914 (637 amino acids)
Source: RefSeq, a predicted model, not a curated record
AUGGCGGAUGACCUACGUCGCAGGCAUAGACGCCAAAGCGAAGUGACCCGACGAGCUUCGCUAUACAGGCGCAAUAAAAACGACAAUUAUAGGACACGGGUUGAAAUGCUGAGAGCCAUCCAAAAACCCGAACUCAUUUGGGACAGUACCCUGAUAAGCGGGCUGACUCCUCCACGAGGUUUCCGAGAUAACGACUGGGGAAUGAAUAACAAAGCGAACGGUCUGGACUUUAAUCAUGUCUUCAAAACACUUGCCAAGAUAUCCUCCCAAAAACUUGGAGAGGAACGCAGAAUUGAGAUGUUAAAACAUACUGCCAGUGAUCGUUUUAUAGUGGAUUACAAGACUUCUAUUCAUCCAGAUGACCAGCAAUUUCUAGAGCUGGAUGGCCAACAUCCGAUCCAGAUACUAAGUAAAAAGUCCACAGGCGAGUGGGCGGGGCUAGAUAAAGGGCCAGACGAGAAUUCGCUCUCUAGUGUGAAGACGCUUUUCCGCUUGAUAAACAUCCUCACUGUGAUGAGAAGGUUCGCCGAUGGAAGGAAUCCCGAAACUAGGGACAAACCUCUUCCAGAUGGCUCUAACCUACUCGAACCUGAUCUUCGCAGGUCUUGGGUAGUACACCGGGCAUGGAUUCGGCUGCUACACUACCGUGGCUUUCAUCGUGGAUUGGAACCGUUUGGUGUUGAGCAGCUACGAUACAUUAUGCAGUCGACUUUUGCUUUAUAUUUGGAAGAGGUAUACAACGUAGCGCCUGAUCCAGUUGAAAAGCGAGUAUCCUACGAUGAAUUUCGGCCGAUUGAUGAUAUGCUUAGUCUGGCGCGUGAGAAAAUAGAAGCGAUUGCUGAUCAAAUGGAUAAAGAGGGACUGUGGUCAGUGGGAAUUAGGUCCAAGGAUCCUGCGAGGUUCUCCCAAAUUGUCUGGAAAAACCUAGGUCAUACACCUGAGGAUUACGACUUUCGGCUUUGGUCAUUGCUCCUGAAUCUUAAUGGAGACUUAGAACACAAAUUAAGACGCGAACACGUCGAAGACGUCUUAAUCAACAAGCGAGUUGUAGUCGAAGAUGAAUGGUGUGCGGUACACGACGCUCUCAUUGAUGAAAACCAAUACAGCGCUAAUAAAUUCGUAUCCCAACUGGACCGGGAUUAUCAAAAUUCUAUAGAGCCCAUCCUAUCCAAAAUUGGACAGAUAAACUGUAUGCGAAGAAACUACCUCCUCCUCCGGAACUGGAACCACAAACGCCCUUGGAAACAACUGUAUCAUAUCUUUGACACCACAGACAAUGGGCCAGAACGCAUGUAUCGCGAGUCCAUCUCAGACUUCUACGCAUACAUCCACGAUAUCCAGCAGAUCAAAGAACCCCACCUCGCUGAGGAUAGCCCCUCCCGUAAAGCCAACAUCUGGACGAGCCUCUUUCCCAUCCACCCCAUCGGACUCCAUGGACCUGAGCCGUUGAUUCCCCAACUAGAGGAUAACUGUGUGAUCUGUAUGGACGGAUUCAAAGCAGACCCUGAACACCCAGUAAUCGCUCGCCUACACUGCAAUCACCUCUUCCACUUCCUCUGCAUCCGAGACUACUGGGAUGACCCGGACAAACUCCAGAUGAAGUGUCCACUCUGUGGGCCAUCAAGCCUAUGUACCCUCCGCUCCACAGCCGCCAUCACGCCCGAGGUCGCGGACGUGUGGGACAACGCUCUAGUCGUUGGAGAGCAGCGGGCAGCUGCAAACCCUAAUCUCUCGGAUCUGUGGGCGGACGACCAGAUACACCGGAUGGAAAUGAGCUAUAGUUGGCGUCACAGGCAUCCGAAUGAGAUGAGGGUUGCGGCCAUAGAGAUGGCGACGUUGAGGGAUGUGAGGUGGAGGGUGAACCGUUAUCGUCGGGCAGAUGCUAAAGCCCAGAAAAAGGCCUUCGGCAUCUAA